AUCCAACAAAACCACAAUAUGUUGAUCGAGGAAAAGGCCAAAAAAGACCAACUCUUGCGCUCAAUGGUCGGUAAGACGAUUCUGAACGGCAGGGAUUCGGUGCGCAAAGUGUUGCAACUGUUACGGGAGAAGGGCGGCCGGGACGAGGCUGUGGCCAAAAACUAUUACGGAAUGCUUAUCGAGAACUUCGACUGCGGGAAGGAGUUCUACACAGCGGUCGAGAUGACGGCCGGCAACAAACUGUUCCACCAUAUCGUCGAGAACGACAAAGUGGGCACAAGAAUACUGCAGGAGAUGAACCGGAUGAAACUGCCGGGUGAAGUCACUUUCAUGCCCAUCAACCGGCUCUUCUCCAAGGAGAUCGCAUACCCGGAAACUCAGGACGCCAUUCCGAUGAUCAGUCGACUCACAUAUGAGAACAAACACGAGAUCGUUAUGCGCUUCAUAUUUGGCAAAACGCUGAUCUGUCGGUCCCUAGAAGUGGCCACUUCUUUGGCACGAACCUCGCACUUGGACUGCAUUACGCUGGACGGCGAUCAGGUGUCGCACAAGGGCUCACUCACUGGCGGCUACUUUGACUCCCGGCGCUCGCGGCUGGAGCUCCACAAGACUCACUCGUCGCUGAUGACGGAAAUAUCGGAACAGAAGCAGCUGUUGGACGGACACCACCAGAAGCUGAACGAAGUGGAGUCGCAGAUCAAUCAGAUCGUGGGAGAAAUGCAGAGGGCGGAGACGAAGAACAGCAAAAACAAAGACACUUUCGACAAAAUGAAGACCGAUAUCCGACUCUUGAAGGACGAGUUGUCGACCAUCGAGAGGUCGCGACAGCCGAAGGAGAGGAGUUCCGUGAGUCACGAGUCGAGUCUGAAUUCGAUGGAAUCGCUGGAGGAGUCGCUGCGGAAUGAGUUGCAACAGGACUUACUGACGCACCUGUCGGUCAACGACCAGCAAGAGGUGGACCGACUGAACGACGAGAUCAGACAACUGACGACGAAGAACAAGGAGGCGUUCAGUCGACGGAUGCAUUUGGAGGCCCAGAAGAAUAAGUUGGAGAACCUGUUGAACAACAACUUGUGUCGCCGUAAGGACGAGUUGGAGGCCGCGCUCCAAGAGAUCUCCGUCGAGGACCGCAAGCAGAAGCUGGAGAGCGAGCGCCAGGAGAUGACUGUCAUCGGCGGUCGCAUCGACGACGUGAACGAACAGAUCAAGACGUUGGACGAGAGCCUCGAGUCGAUGACCAAAAAGCAAAGAGAGCUUCAGAUCGAGUUGGAGAAGAAGAAGAGCGACGAAAGGGAUACCAUUGAACGCAUUAACGAGGACUCGAAGGACUUGGAGAAGAUGACGUCCAAGCAGUCGGUGCUCAGCAAGAAGACCGAGGAGUGUAUGCGAAAGAUUCGGGAAUUGGGAACACUUCCGGGCGACGCGGAGACCAAAUACGCCAAUUUGGGUCUUAAGCAGCUCUACAAGAAGCUGCAGCAAUGCAAUCAAGAGCUCCAGAAGUAUAGUCACGUGAAUAAGAAGGCGUUGGAUCAGUACCUGGACUUCUCCGAGAAGAAGGAGAAGCUGUUGCAACGGAAGGCCGAUUUGGACGCCGGGCACCGGUCUAUAGUGGACCUCAUGACGGCGCUCGAGCAGCGAAAGUACGAAGCAAUACAAGUGACGUUCAGACAGGUGUCGAUGUUCUUCGGCGAAGUGUUCAAACGUCUGGUGCCGUCCGGGAGGGCCCACCUGGACAUGAAGACGGAGGACGUGUCCCAUCACGAGUCGCAAUCUCAGAACAACUCGGGUCCGCCCACUUUCGACAACUUCAGCGGCGUUAGUAUCAGAGUCUCAUUCACGGGCGUCAACGCCGAGAUGAAGGACAUGCAACAGCUCUCCGGUGGCCAGAAGUCGUUGGUGGCGCUGGCGUUCAUAUUCGCCAUCCAGAAGUGCGACCCUGCUCCUUUCUACCUGUUCGAUGAGAUCGAUCAGGCGUUAGAUCCGCAACACAGGAAAGCCGUCGCAGACAUGAUUCACGAGCUCUGCAAAGACGCCCAAUUCAUUACCACUACAUUCAGACCGGAACUCCUGGAAACGGCCGACAAGUUUUACGGCGUGAAGUUCAGAAAUAGAAUUAGUCACAUCGAAGUGGUCUCCAAAGAUGAGGCGCAAGACUUCGUUGAAGACGACACACAACACGUCUGAAAGGCGUAGAAAUUCAGCGCUGAAUGUAAAUAAUAUAUAGAAAAUUCAUUUGACGGCCCAAAGCAUACAUUUUUUUGUACAUUUCGUUUGACAUUUAGAUAUAUUUAACAUUAUUUUUACUCUUUUUUUAAAACCAUUUGUUUGACUUUCAAAAACAAAACUUCAUAAACGCAGCAAAAUAUUGAACUCAAUUGUCGUAAACAUGUUGUCAUUUGUUUCAAUAUUAAGACUCUUAUCGGAGUCGUAAAGAUUUUAUCACUUCUUUUCAUAAUUUAAAAAUCAUUUUAAAAAU
Messenger RNA from Oppiella nova, 2476 nucleotides. The record is from the annotation of a GenBank genome assembly. Lineage: Eukaryota; Metazoa; Arthropoda; Arachnida; Sarcoptiformes; Oppiidae.